GGAUACAUCCCUCGGUUCAGGCCCGCGCGGUGUAAGUAUAAAUAUGCAUGAUAUCUCCUGCUGUGUUACAUAGCCUCAUAGUAUCUCCAAAGUCCCUCAUUAAUAGUUCCCUUCAACUCCUGCAUUUAUAUUCAAUCACAUACUAUUCCCACCUAUCGUUUCUGAAAUCCCCUCAACCUCUCCCAAUCGUAAAAACAAACACACAAUGCCACAAGCCCGUUGCAACUGCGGCGCCAUCACCGUCGAGGCUGCCUCCGCCCCCAAGGACCCUAUUCUCUGCUAUUGCUCCAACUGCCAACGCUCCAGCGCCGGCCUCUGCAGCGUAAACUACAUAUUCCAAAAACCCGACGUCCAGAUCCACGAUCCGAGCGGUGCCCUGCGGAGCUAUAGGGACGGCGACACGAGGAGCGGGAAUGUGCUUACGCGGCAGUUUUGCGGCGUCUGUGGGAGUCCAGUAUCCACACUUCUAUCCGACGACUCCCCCAUCAUAGUCAUCAAAGCAGGCCUAUUCGACGGCCCGCUCCCCGAACCGAUCGACGAGGUGUGGACCGAGUCCAAGGCGGCGUGGAUGAAGAUCGUCAAGCAGGAAAGAGGGGAACGGGCGAUGCUGUCCUGAGGUGCUGGGUGCUUUGUAAUGAAGUGGGAUGGAGGUUAUAGAUUGUGAAAGGGGAAGGAGAGAGUGAGAAAGGGGGCGAUGCUGUGCUGAGGUCCUGGGGGCUUUGUAUUGAAGUACGAUAGAGGGCAAAGCUCGUUGGGUAGAUUUCGACUCGGCUGAAAAGCGAGAUAAGGCUGCUGCUGUGUUAAGACUGGAUGUCAAUGCAGUUCGUUGGUCUUUUUACUAAUGUUUCUAUUUCCCC
Westerdykella ornata is the source of this 857-nucleotide messenger RNA. RefSeq lists its product as uncharacterized. The coding region runs from base 206 to 616 and encodes 136 amino acids. The transcript is spliced from 3 exons. The record is from RefSeq and is a predicted model, not a curated record. NCBI's taxonomy places the organism in Eukaryota, Fungi, Ascomycota, Dothideomycetes, Pleosporales, Sporormiaceae. Gene Ontology annotation, molecular function: carbon-sulfur lyase activity.